Messenger RNA from Seminavis robusta, 2489 nucleotides. The record is from the annotation of a GenBank genome assembly. NCBI's taxonomy places the organism in Eukaryota, Bacillariophyta, Bacillariophyceae, Naviculales, Naviculaceae.
UUGCCUUAAUAAUUUUGGCGUUUGGCGGAGUGUGGAAAUACAAUACGAACUCGAGCUCACAAUUGAAAAUUUCCUUGGCUCUAUUCUUCGCGCCAGUCCGAUAUAGAGAGCUCGGAUCCAAGAUGGUGCGUCCCAUGCAACCUAAACCAGACAACCAGAAAGAUAUGAGUGCUACAUGUACAUGUAGUACAGAUACCCCCAAGCUUGAGUAUCCUGACACGGUUAACUUCCUGAGAAGAACGUCUGGCAACGAUAUUCAGAAUCGGAAAUGUCCUUCCGAGCAUAGCAGCGACGAUGGCGGCAAGAAAGAUCCAUCCGAGUUGCAGGUCGUAGUGGAACGGCCACAGAAACCCAAAUCCACAGGGACAACGUCUUUGACGCCACACACAUAUGAUGAAGAAUUCUUGAAUGACGUUAUAGACGAAAUUGAGCAUUUGCCUCUCUCUCGUACUACCGGUACCAGUACUACCCCUGCUCGCUUGAGUCGGACAGAUGCACCUGGCGCAGUUGCCAUCAGUGGCGAUGGCCUGAAUGAGCAGCACAGUGGCGGUACAGGUACACGUACACGUAUUGGACCAGUGUCUCCUUUUUCGGAUCAUAUCACAAGAAUAGAUAUUAAUUAUAUCUCAAUAAAUGAGGAACUGGCAGAGGCCAGCUUGGUGGAGGAACUGGAGCUGCAAAAAGCUGUCCCCGAGUCGAGCAAUCAUGCAGCCGAUUCUACCAGGAAGAGGGAAGAAAGCAACAAGAAAAUCAAGACAAGUAUACUGAUUGGAGUCCUCUCUCUACUGUCUGUUUUGAUUAUCGUGUUAACGGUGACGGUACCAGGAAAAGACAAAUCCACCACGCUGCAACCAACAGUAGCUCCUUCACAAGCCCCUUAUUCCCAAGCUCCAACUACUUUUGAAGCAUCCAUUCUCGCCCUAUUUCCUGACAGCACCGUCCAGUCAAUUACAGAAAAUCCAGGGUCACCCCAGUCCAGAGCCUGGCACUGGUUGCUGGAAGAUAUGGCAUUGCUCUCCUACACGAACGAAUAUAUUGUUCAAAAGUUUGCCUUGGCAACACUGUACUACGCCACUGGCGGAGAUAAUAAUAGCUGGACCAGCAACGAUCACUGGCUGGAUCACAGUGUCAAUCCAUGCAACUGGUUCAACCAACCCGAUUUCAGCAGCAAGUUCGUCGUCAAUCAAUACUAUCCGGGAUACUUGGCUGGUUUUUUGGAGCCGCUACCAGAAUGGCAUUGCAAUGAAGAUGGGAUGUACCAACACUUGUGGUUGGAUUCCAACAACCUUGUCGGGACAUUGCCAGAAGAGUUCUAUUUGCUGACGACCCUAGUGUCAUUUUCGGCAGCCUUUAGUGCUAUGCAAGGGACCAUCUCAACUGAGAUUGGAAAACUCACCGCACUGGAAGGCUUUGUCAUUUCCAACCAGAAGGAUGGUGGUGUGAUCCCCUCGGAAAUUGGAUUGUUGACCAACCUUGCCGUCCUGGCACUUCGUGACUGUGGUUUUCAUGGAACCAUCCCAACCGAAAUUUGGCAGCUCACGAAGUUGCAACAUUUUGGUUUGAAUAAUAACCCUCGGUUGGAUGGGACAAUCGCAUCUGAAAUUGGAAAUUUUCACAGUUUGCGAUGGCUCAUCAUGGACCAAGGAAACCUUCAUGGUAGCAUCCCUUCUGAGAUGGGGAUAUUGCCAAGCCUGGAGUGGCUAGCCCUAGGGAAAAAUCAGCUAACGGGUACCCUUGGCACAGAGCUAGGGCUACUUUCGAGGUUGGAGUUACUCUCCAUCUUUGACAAUUUAUUGGAUGGCACACUGCCAACAGAAUUAGGGGAGUUGACAGCAUCAUUCCUGCAAACAUUUUGGGGGAAUCAGCUCACUGGCCAUGUUCCAAGUGAGCUCGGUCGCCUUACAGAACUGACAAUCACUCUCAACUUUCAUAGCAACUUCUUCUCAGGGACGAUUCCGACAGAGCUUGGGCUCCUUUCUUUGCUCCACGAACUCGAGUUUCAAGGAAACGUGUUCACUGGUCGUAUUCCGAGCGAGUUUGGCCAGCUCUCCUCUAUUGGCCAUCUCACAUUUGCCAACAACUCUCUUUCUGGCCAACUCCCAACGGAACUUUCUUCCCUACAGUCAACACUCCAUACACUGCCAUUGCAAGGAAACCCCAUGUUGUCUGGAACCAUUCCUGAUGGAGUUUGCAAUAUGAAUGGCACAUGUGUCAGCAGCGCCCAUGAUCGGUGCAACCCAGUGCACCUGUCAGGGUUGUCUUUUGAUUGUUCAGAUCUUUUGUGUGGAUGUGGUUGCUCUUGUCAGGGUGGCAAUACCAGUCGUACGUAAGAAGCUGUGCAAAAAGACCAGCUCGCUCCAUGGGAUGGUCUCGUGGUGUCUGGCUUGUGCUGGAUUUUCUUUUUAAAAGUGCAGUCGGUGGAGUCUUUACAUUUUGCAUAGCUACAUGCUUUUUCUUAACGUCUAUAAGAAUCCCACCAAACCAUGUUC